This is a messenger RNA of Rhinichthys klamathensis goyatoka, 2655 nucleotides long. RefSeq names its product BRCA1-associated ATM activator 1 (gene brat1). The record is from RefSeq and is a predicted model, not a curated record. Gene Ontology annotation, cellular component: nucleus. Gene Ontology annotation, biological process: positive regulation of protein phosphorylation; cell population proliferation; DNA damage response. Bases 126 to 2588 code for a protein of 820 amino acids. Lineage: Eukaryota; Metazoa; Chordata; Actinopteri; Cypriniformes; Leuciscidae. The transcript has 14 exons.
GUGGUUUUUCCUUCAAUACUGUAGAUGUUUUUUCCACUUGCUUUUGAAUGAGUUAUUGUAGUGUACAGAUGCAGACUCAGACAAAGUUGGAUUUGAUGUGCUGGUGACUCAGGGAUUUUGUUAUCAUGGACAGUGACUGCUUAUCUUUGCUACCAGCGGUCUGUCUGGUACUGGCCGACCCGAAGCAGUCUCCACCUGAUGACACCUCGUUAGAGAAACUGCUCGAUUGGUUCAAAGAGCUGCACAGCCAGAGUAAUGAACAGGUGCUUUUGCGAAAUCAGCCGUGCCUCAAGGAGUUCAUUUCCAGUGUUUGUACGUCUAAAACUACAGAUCCUGUUAUCCUGUCUUUCACCCUCAAACUCACUGGACUUUUGGCUGGCACCAAGCAAGGUUUCCACUUGCUUGAGGAGGGAGGUCUUUUGGUGUCUGUGUUUGAGCGGGAAGCCUGGUUUGUGUGUGAUCUUUGGGAGGAUGCCUCAGUUCGCAGUGGCUGGCUGCAGGGACUGUUGAAUAUGCUGAAACACCGGCAAGCUCUGGACUUCAUCUGUGGAAACGGACUCAUCAAAGUCAUUCUCCAGCUGCAGAACGACGGGAGUCUGUUUGUUGCCUGUCUGGCUAAUCAGCUUUUAGUGCACAUCCUAAACUUCCUCUCAUCAUCAAACAUGACCAAUGGCAGUGAUGCUAUGGGAUCAAGUGAAUCAUCUUUCAGCUCUGAUUGGGUCUCGGUCUCCUCAGAGAUUAUGAAUGGCGUGGUGGAGGCGUUGAGCUCAAAUGAUCAUCCUCGAGUCCUCCAGGGCUUACGGCUUUUGUCAUCAGUUCCCUCUCAGUGUGGAGAGCCUAUCAGAAGCACGCUAUGGAAAGAUGUGCUAGUACCUCUGGAAGUCUUGAUCAACAGGGGAUCUGAAUCAUUGACUCAGCCUCUGAUGACUGUUCUUCAAGCUGCUGUAAGGACGCCUCUGCUCGGACAAUCGGAGUAUAAAGUGGAGGAAUUAUUGGAAGCCAUGUUGGGUUCUGGAAGCAAAAAUGAGAGUUUUCAGUGUGCUGCACUUAUCAUAAAGCUGGAGAAAUGUCCUGAGGUUUUAAAGAGGAAGGCCAUUGAUAUCGUCUUGCUCCCCCUGCAGUGUGUGUCAGCACAGUCUCAAGACACUGCAGAAAAGAUGAAUUUAGCCCUAAAGGAACAGCUAUCCCAGAAAGCCUCAUGUAUUUCCCACCUCAUGCAGAGUUUAUCAAGUCUAGAAGAGCUGGCAUACACAAAAUACCAGUUUGAAGGCAUUUCCAUUCACUCGGUCACCAGGUCUGUGGUGUUGCUUCUGAGGAUUUGCUCUGGGCAUUGCCCCUCCUCUUUGAUUCAAAAUAAUGCCUCCACCCAUCUGAUUGGCUGCUGCAAGGUUCAGAGGUGUGGCCUAGAUACAUUAGGUGCUCUCAGCGUGUAUGAAGAAAAUUUGAAUAUAAGGAAGGACAUAUUUGGUGUCCUCUUGGACUAUCUAAAGAGUCCAGAUUCCCAUGCUACAGUCUUGAAGAAAACAUAUCAGGCCACUAUGAGCUGGAUUGCGGUGUGUUCGCCCUUCCCUGAUCUCCUGGAGUUUAUCAGCCAUGACCUCUUUCCCGUAUUGAAGAAACGGAUGUGUGAUUUGCGAUGGGAGGUGAGAGACUCCACACUAGAGUUCAUCACCCAGCUGACUGUUGCCCUCAACGGUACCAGUGGUUUCAUUGAAGCUCUCCACACCAGCGGCAUGGUCUCCAUUCUCCUCUCUUCACUGGCAGAUUCAGAAGGCUAUGUAAGAGCUAGUGCUGUGGCUGUCGUCGGGGAGGCAGUUACCUCUUCUCUCCAUCAGACGGUGCUUGUGAGCAACAGCAACCUGCUGGAGGAGGCUUUGACGCAGAUGAUGACCAUUCUCUCUCAGGACACGGAGGGCUUCCCGCGUAGAGCAGUGGUCAAAGCCUUCACAUCAUGGCUGAAAGGAUCACACCUCGUAACAGCUGUGCACCCGUUCCUGAGCUCUGUCCUGUCACUGGGAUGCAACGAUUUCGACUGGGAAGUGAAAAUGCACACACUGGAGCUGGCAGAAGUGUUGAUGGAGAAGACACUGACCUGCUGUCCAUACGCAAUCCAAAACUUUGGUUCCUCUGAAAAGACGCACUUGAUGCAGGCCUUGAGCAAACUGAAAGAAUUUGGGCUGUUUGACUUGCUUUUUAACAGCUUGUUUGACUGCGACAGACCCGUGUGUGAGAGAGCCUGUGCACUCUUGCUCAAACUCAGAACACUUACAUCUGAGAGCGCAGACUUCGAUUCCACUCUUGUCUUAAAUGUAAAUGGGAACAGAUGGGGGGACGAGGUGCAGAGUAGAUACCUUAACCCACAACAGGCCAAAGGAUCUGUGUGCGCAUCUGAUAAGAGAACGGACAGUGAUCUGCACUGCAUCAAAGACAUUAGCCUACCCAUGAUACUGCACAUACUCGAUCUAGAUGACAUGCAGAGGACGUUGAAGUUGAGUAGUGAUCAUGUCGUGAAUUCGCCCCGAUCGCUAAUGGAGGACAUUCUUUCAGCAGCCCAGCAGAGUGAGGACAAUAUGGUAGAUUGCUAUUGAGAAUAUACUGUUACAAUUUGAGACUUUUUUUUUUAGGGCCAUUUAAUAAAGAAUGAUGUACAGUCUG